GAGAGACAGAGCAGGGCAGCGCAUCCUUCCUUGGCGCCCAUCAUCUCUUCAGGACAUCCACGCUCAUGUGGUCCUGAGCUAAAAGACACGACCGAUUUCACGGAAUGAUCACGUCGCUUACCACCUCCCGUAUUGAUUUCAUCGGUGGUUUUAUUGAUCCAGCUGAGUCUCGAGCAUGAUUUCUUCCCUUGCCGCGUUUGGAAGUGACUGGCUGCAGGUGUACCAGGCUGGCUUUGGCAGUAUGUAAUUUGGAGAGCGACGUUCAAGUGCACUACUUUUGGGAGCGUGUAUUCUUUGCUCUUAAAAAAAAACCCGUCUCUGUUCUUAGUAGCCCAGGACAGCCUCUCAUUCACCGCAAUGGCUCUUUGAAUUGACAGCACGGUGAUCUUAACCAUUUGGAAACUGUUGUGCAGGACUGGUUUGAGGAAAAAAUGAAAGCAUCAAUUCCUUUUCUGAUCCUACUUCAUGCACUUGUGGUCCAUUGCCUGAAAGUGGUGUCAAAGAGAGGUUCAGUGGAAGGAUGCACUGACUGGUCCGUGGACUAUCUGAAAUACAAGGUGCUGCUGGGCGAACCUGUUCGGAUUAAGUGUGCUUUAUUCUACGGAUAUAUCCGGGCCAACUACACGCAUGCUCAGAGCACAGGGCUCAGCCUGAUGUGGUACAAAAGUGCAGGGCACGGUGACUUCGAAGAGCCCAUCAGUUUUGACGGCACACGGAUGAGCAAGGAGGAGGACGCCAUAUGGUUUCGACCAGCUGAAAUGGACGACGUGGGGUACUAUUCCUGCGUAUUAAGGAACUCCACCUACUGCAUGAAGGUCUCCAUGUCUCUCACAGUAGCAGAAAAUGACACAGACCUCUGCUACAACUCCAAGAUGAGGUUCUUUGAGAAGGCAGAGCUGAGCAAAAGCAAGGACAUCACCUGCACUGGCAUUGAAGAUUACAUCCAGCCAGGAGUGGAGCCUCAGAUUGUGUGGUACAAGGAGUGCAAGCCAAAGCAGUGGAGACAGACAAUCGAGAGAAGGAGCAACAUCCUCUCCAUCAAGGAAGUUUGGGAAGAUGACAUUGGGAAUUACACCUGUGAAAUACAGUUUGGAAACUUUGUUGUACGGAGGACCACGGAGCUCUCUGUCACAGCUCCUUUGACAGACAAACCACCCAAAAUCAUCUCCCCAUCCGAGAGCCAGACUAGCAUCAUUGAGAUGGCACCAGGAAGUCCGGCCAACCUGACGUGCAGAGCGUUCUUUGGCUACAGCGGCGAUGUCAGCCCGCUCAUCUACUGGAUGAAGGGGGAAAAGUUCAUUGAGGAUCUGGAUGAGGAGCGGGUCCAAGAGAGUGACAUUAAGACAAUCCGUGAGCACUUGGGGGAGCAAGAGGUCUCCAUCUCUCUCACCAUUGAUUCUCUGGAGGAGAGCGAUCUGGGUAACUACACCUGCUACGUGGAGAACGGCAAUGGUCGGCGACAUGCGAAUAUCCAACUCGUCAAGAAAGCGGAGCUCAUGUACACAGUGGAGCUGGCCGGCGGUCUGGGUGCCAUCCUCAUGCUGCUCAUCUGCCUGGUGACACUCUACAAGUGCUACCGGAUCGAGCUCAUGCUCUUCUACAGGAACCACUUCGGCAGUGAAGAUUUAGACGGAGAUAACAAAGACUACGACGCCUACCUGUCCUAUACAAAAGUGGACCCCGACCAGUGGAGUCAGGAGACCCGAGAGGAGGAGCGCUUUGCCCUGGAGAUCCUGCCUGACGUGCUGGAGAAGCAUUAUGGGUAUAAACUCUUCAUUCCAGACAGGGACUUGAUCCCCACAGGAAGUUUCACCAGUGAUCAUUUCCAGGAUGACACCAGACUACUUAGAGCUUACAUCGAGGAUGUUGCACGCUGUGUGGACCAGAGCAAGCGCCUCAUCAUUGUGCUGACGCCCAGCUACGUGGUGCGGAGGGGGUGGAGCAUCUUUGAGCUGGAGACGCGUCUGCGAAACAUGCUGGUAACAGGAGAGAUCAAGGUCAUCCUAAUCGAGUGUGCCGAGUUGCGUGGCAUCAUGAACUACCAGGAAGUAGAGGCCCUCAAACACACCAUCAAAAUGCUGACAGUCAUCAAGUGGCGCGGGCCAUCCAGCAACAAACUGGAGUCCAAGUUCUGGAAGCAGUUGCUAUAUGAGAUGCCGUUCAAGCGCACCGAGCCACUGAGCAUUUCCCACGAGCAAGCAUUGGAUGUCAGUGAGCAGGGGCCUUUUGGCGAGCUCCAGGCGGUGUCGGCCAUCUCCAUGGCGGCGGCAACCUCCACCGCCAUGGCGACGGCACACCCGGCACACCCCACACUCCACAACUCCUACCACACCCAGAUGAGACAAAAACACUACUACCGUAGUUACGACUAUGAGCUGACGCCAGGGGGGACACUCCCUCACCUGUCCUCCAGCAGGAACCAGCACACGUACUGCAACAUCCCCAUGACGCUCCUGAAUGGACAGCGGCCUCAGUCCAAGUCCCCGCGGCAGCAGAGUUUGGAGGAAGGCCACAACAACAAUGCUAUGCUGCCACUGCUUCCCCGAGAGACGAGCAUAUCCAGCGUCAUCUGGUGACAGACGCCCUGGACGGCCAGUUCUUAUCAAAGUGGAAUGACAAAAAAAAAGCAGCUGUCUUUCUCCAUGCCUGUAAGGACACAUAAACAUAAGCCAACACCGGCUAAUAUGGCUGGGAAAGUGUCGGAAUACAGGGUCCUGUACAUAGUGUUUGUAAUUCUUUGUAGCAUUUCUUUUUGUUGAUGACAUUCUUUAUGUUGUGAGUUGGGACUCUUUGUGUUUGGGUUUCUGAAGCAACGUAUUGUGUGUGUGUGAGUGUGUGUGUAUGAAAGGGGGGUUCCAAUGGCGGGUGUGGGAUGGAUCUCCAGGAGCGACGUCUCACACAAACUCAGGAGUCACAAGCCCCAAAGGGCGGGAGUGAUACUUGAGAAAUGCUUGGCUUGCAUCGCUCUUCGUAUCUGGAUGAUGAUGUGGACUUGUUACUUACCUUAACAAAUGAUUCUAUCACAGAAAAUCAAAAACGUGUAUUAUUUUAUGAAAAGAGUAUAUUUUUGUAACAGAGGGUUAUUUGCGUGUGACGGAAGGACUUAAAUAGCAAAGAAAUUGCUUAGCUUAGUCAUGCAGAAGUACAUCACUCUCAGCCCUCUAAUGGACAUCCACUGUAUGUCUUACAUAGACAUAAGAGGGAGCAAAAAUACAGUACUGAAGUGCAAAAGUCUUUGGCUGGUUUUAUAUCUGGAACAAGAUUGUCCCAGAACUAUUCGUAAAAGGAGAAAAGUUACUGUAAAAUGUAACAAUUUACCCGGGAAGUAAUUAUUACAUGACUUAAAAAAACAAGAAAACUUUAUAAUUUAGGUUUUCUAGUGGCAAGUGCCAUUGACAGAUGUUUCGUGGGAAUACGCUUGCAAUUAUCCCGCAAUCUCCCAAGUUUUCUUGCGACUCUUGUUGACGAGCCGUUUAGCUUCCUGUGUAGUAACAGUAGUGGAAAAAUGGCGACUGAAGCAACAUCCAGAUCGUUGACAGAGCACUGACUGUAUAUGUGUUCCUCCAUCUGUCAGUUAGCAGGCCUCUUCUGGGUUCAUGGAGGAAUAAAUGACUGUAUCCACUCAGUAAAAUGUAUUUUUGUGUAAUGCUGCUAUCUGUAUCUAUCUCAUCUAGUCUAUCCUGUUGGAUCAGGGGCCGGCGACCCACAGGUCUUCAGCCUCGUUGCUGUGGCUCCUUUCACAGUGCUAGAAUAUUAUGUUUACAAGUGGAGAAAAUGCCCAUUUUUGAAGGGUUAAAAAUAUAAGCUAGUGGAUGCAUCAUAGCUGACCCCUAACAAAGAUAGUGUUGCCCUGAGACUUUUGCACAGUACUGUAUUUGGGUAAAGUCGUAAUUGUAAAGGGUAAUAGUGUUAACACUGUUAGCGCACCCCUGGUAGCACCUUGGAAGGAUCGGCAGCACCUUGAUGCAACUACGCUGCUGAUGAUGGGGACGGAGGACAGAAGGAAGUGUGUCAUCACCCGAGGCCACAUCCCGUUCCGGCUGUCGGACUAGGGCUAAACCGCGUUAAGCCGAGCACCAUCCCAUCUUGCCAGCAGAACAGAGGCCAGUUAUUCAAUAGGGCUUUGACCUUCCAACUCAGGUUGAUGUGUGUUAUUAGUUUUGUGUGUGAAAGCAGGAAUCAGUCAUUUAAUGACUGCAUCUGGGUCAUUAUUUUUAUUUGUAUUUUUUCUUUUGUAAAGUGUAAUUUUCUUCAAAAUAAGUGGCAUCAAAAGUUUCUAUCCCAAUGGCAACAGUUACACUCUGAUGCAGGAUGUGCCUAUCGAAGAAUAUAAUAGUCCUGCCUUUGCAACUCUAGGUCACUCACGGUGGUUCACUAUUUUCAGAGCUGUUUGACAGGGUUGUGCUUUGUGAAUGUCCUUUACUUGUUUCAUGUUGAAUGAAUGAGGGUGGAUAUGCGAAGUAAGGAGACCAAUUCGCAACAGACGUUAUCUUAAGGCACCUUUUACUGUAGGAGAACCAAAAGAUAUAAAGGUCAAGACAUUGGAGCGGUCAGGUGCUCGGUUGGUUCUGCCUUUUAGCAUUUUUACAACGAAAUGAAGAAGAAAGUAUGUGAAAAGACAAGCAAGUUCAAGGGAAGCAAUUGUUGCGGCAUCACUGACCAUAAAGUUUCUCAGACCAAAGCUGGUUCACCCCAAGGGCAAAAACCAGCGUAAUGAGGAGUGCAAUAACCUCUACACUGGAGAGACCCAAGAACUUAACUAAAACUUCCCAUUUAAUGCUAAAAUUGACCUGUUGGGUCUGUCCGUUAGGGAUGGUCAAUAUAGGGUUGGUAAACAAAAAUACUGUAUGUCCUUCACAUAUCCCAUAACAACUUGUUUGUGGCCACUCAUCCACUCAUUGAAUGAGACGGUCUAUGAGAGAUGUUAGGAGACAGUAGGUCUCCAAGACAAUAGGUGAUGGCGGUCUCGCCAAGGUAGAGGCCAUUGCACUCCGCACUACCCGACAGUUUGUCUGUGGGUGUUCAACAAACAAAAAGAGUCCAGUUGCCCAAAUUCAUUCUGAAUGGCUAGGAAUCAACACAAACACUUCAAACACUUUUUCAUCAAAAAAAGUUAUAUUGACCUAGUUAUCUUUUUGUUGUCUUUUUAUUGACAGUUUCAUUGAGUUGCAACAACAGGCCAGUCUUAUGUGUGUUUUUUUUUUUAAGCUGGGAAACUGAAUUGAAAAAAAAUGUGGCGAGGAUGGUGCACAAGCAAAGUAGUGUGCACGUGACUCUGCAUUGUAAAAAUACAAAGAUGAAGAUUUAGAAGAAGACAAUCGAGCCAUAACAAUCCCACUGAGUGCUUUGCAAAGCGGAAGCAGUCAUUCAGGAGGGAGUUUCAAAGUCCCAUUGCACCAUUAUACAAUAUGUUGUAAGUGGAUGCCCAUUUUUCUCUCACAAUAUUUGUGUUGACAUGACUGUGAUGAAGAUGAGUAAAAAUGACAAAUAUAUAGCACAGUAUUAAUUCCAGGCACUUUCACAACAGCGGGGAGCCAAGGGUCUCUCCUGUUUCCGGCGUAUUUUCUAUCAUGUAUAUGCAAUGUACAUGAAAAGAGAUCAUGUUAUUAAUUAAAAAAACACAUUUACAGUCACACCACCCUAGUCGUUUGUGUCUUUGUGUGGAAGGACAGUGUCCAGUGGAACCUGUGUGAUCUUUUAGAGACCGUCACACAAUAGUUGGAUUGACAGUAGUGUGGAGUAACUUUUUAAAAAAUUUGAAAACCUGUGUCAUUUUUAAGAUGCUUCUACUGAGAGCUUAGCUCAAAGGGUGUUUUGUUCCAUUACAACUUAC
This is a messenger RNA of Doryrhamphus excisus (bluestripe pipefish), 5833 nucleotides long. RefSeq names its product interleukin-1 receptor accessory protein-like 1. Gene Ontology annotation, biological process: negative regulation of exocytosis; signal transduction. Lineage: Eukaryota; Metazoa; Chordata; Actinopteri; Syngnathiformes; Syngnathidae. Gene Ontology annotation, molecular function: interleukin-1 receptor activity. The record is from RefSeq and is a predicted model, not a curated record.